Molecule: messenger RNA, 477 nt
Organism: Apodemus sylvaticus (European woodmouse)
Lineage: Eukaryota; Metazoa; Chordata; Mammalia; Rodentia; Muridae
Product: solute carrier organic anion transporter family member 6C1-like
Exons: 5
Coding region: 1-477 (158 amino acids)
Biological process (GO): sodium-independent organic anion transport; transmembrane transport
Cellular component (GO): membrane
Source: RefSeq, a predicted model, not a curated record
AUGGAUUUGGGCAAGACAUUCUACAAUUGUUCUUGCAUUAAAGAAGGAUUAACAACUGCUGAUACUGAAGGUCAAUAUAUUGAUGCUGUUUCUGGAACAUGUGAUACCAGAUGCCUUACAUUACCUUUUUUUGCCUUUUACUUUUCUGCCACCAUUUUUUUCUAUUUCUUCAGUAUACCUGUCUUCUUAAUUAUCAUGCAAAGUGCAUCAACCAGUUGGAAUUCAAUGAGCAUGGGUGUGACAUUUAUAAUAUGGAGAUUCACUGAAGGUGUCCCUGGACCACUAUUUUUUGCAACAACAAUAGAUUUUACAUGCAAUUUCUGGAACAUUAAUAAAUGUGGAGACGAAGUACCGUGUUGGAUCUAUAAUGAGGGAAAUUUGGUCUACACAUUUAAGACAAUAUGGAUCUUUCUGCAAGUAUUCUCAGGCUUGUUCUGUCCUUAUGUGGUUCACAGACAUGAUUAUGUGGUGAAAUAA